AUGGCCUCCAAGCUCAAGGAGCGCAGAAGGACGCCGGUGUCCCACAAGGUGAUCGAGAAGAGGCGGAGGGACCGCAUCAACCGCUGCCUCACGGAGCUGGGGAAGACGGUGCCCAUGGCUCUGGCCAAGCAGAGCUCAGGGAAGCUGGAGAAGGCGGAGAUCCUGGAGAUGACGGUGCAGUACCUGCGGGCCCUGCACUCGGCGGACUUCCCCCGCGGCCGGGAGAAGGCAGACCUGCUCUCCGAGUUCGCCAACUACUUCCACUACGGCUACCACGAGUGCAUGAAGAACCUGGUCCACUACCUGACCACGGUGGAGAGGAUGGAGACCAAAGACACCAAAUACGCCCGGAUCCUCGCUUUCCUCCAGUCCAAAGCUCGCUUCGUCACCGAGCCCAUCUUCACCUCGCUGGGGUCUCUCCCCGAGCCGGACUUUCCCUCCUACCCGCUCCACGGCGCUCCCGAGUGCGCCGGGCACAGCCCCGGCGAGGCCGCGCUCCCGCCGCCUGCGGGGGGCCCCUUCGCCUGGCCCGGCGCCGCCCGCAGCCCCUCGCUGCCCUACCACCUCCCCGGCGCCGCCGGGACCCUCGCCGGCGCCGGCCAGCAGCGCAGCACCUUCCUCUCCUCCGUGCAGGGCCUCGACCGGCACUACCUCACCCUCCUCGGCCCUUCGCACCCCAACGCCUUCGGCCUGCCGCCGGGCCAGCACCCCUCCGUGCUCUAG
This is a messenger RNA of Rhea pennata, 723 nucleotides long. RefSeq names its product helt bHLH transcription factor (gene HELT). The coding region runs from base 1 to 723 and encodes 240 amino acids. Gene Ontology annotation, cellular component: nucleus. The transcript is spliced from 4 exons. Gene Ontology annotation, molecular function: RNA polymerase II cis-regulatory region sequence-specific DNA binding; DNA-binding transcription factor activity, RNA polymerase II-specific; protein dimerization activity. The record is from RefSeq and is a predicted model, not a curated record. Lineage: Eukaryota; Metazoa; Chordata; Aves; Rheiformes; Rheidae. Gene Ontology annotation, biological process: regulation of neurogenesis; regulation of transcription by RNA polymerase II; anterior/posterior pattern specification.